Molecule: messenger RNA, 2437 nt
Organism: Psammomys obesus (fat sand rat)
Lineage: Eukaryota; Metazoa; Chordata; Mammalia; Rodentia; Muridae
Product: calcium-activated potassium channel subunit beta-2
Exons: 5
Coding region: 351-1058 (235 amino acids)
Biological process (GO): detection of calcium ion; potassium ion transport
Cellular component (GO): membrane; voltage-gated potassium channel complex
Molecular function (GO): potassium channel regulator activity; calcium-activated potassium channel activity
Source: RefSeq, a predicted model, not a curated record
ACAGUCUGAACCGGCUUCCACGGAGCGUCGGGGAACUAAUCUUAAGCAUGGCUGUCUAGCGUGCCUGUCACUCCUAUUGUCCUUCCAAACUCUUGCAGACAUUUUGAGCGAGGAGUAUUAGAGCUAUGAGUUAGCGAGGGUGUGACAUCAAUGGUCCACAAAGGCUGCCAGCAGGAAAGGUAAAGAUGGGUACCGGUGGCUGUGUGGAGGACUGCACGGGAGCGCUGUCAUUACAAAUUAAGCGUGGCUUUUGAGGAAGAUGUGACAACUCCAACUACCGGAGGUCUUUCUGCCACUCGCCCAGGACUUCCACAGUGAGGAAAGGAGCUGCAGGACCAACAGCCUCUAAGAUGUUUAUAUGGACCAGUGGCCGGACCUCUUCAUCUUACAGACAUGAUGAAAAAAGAAAUAUCUACCAGAAAAUCAGGGACCAUGACCUCCUGGACAAGAGGAAAACUGUGACAGCACUGAAGGCCGGAGAGGACAGGGCCAUCUUGCUGGGACUGGCCAUGAUGGUGUGCUCUAUCAUGAUGUACUUCCUGCUGGGAAUUACGCUGCUGCGCUCCUACAUGCAGAGUGUGUGGACAGAAGAAGCCCAGUGCGCCCUGCUGAACGUGUCAAUCACAGAAACAUUUAACUGUUCCUUCAGCUGUGGGCCCGACUGCUGGAAGCUCUCUCAGUACCCUUGCCUGCAGGUGUACGUGAACCUGACAUCUUCAGGGGAGAGGCUCCUCCUCUAUCACACGGAAGAGACCAUGAAGAUCAAUCAAAAGUGCUCCUAUAUUCCUAAGUGUGGAAACAACUUUGAAGAGUCCAUGUCCGUGGUGAGUGUCGUCAUGGAAAACUUCAGGAGACACCAACACUUCCCCUGCUAUUCUGAUCCAGAAGGGAACCAGAAGAGCGUCAUCCUGACCAAACUCUACAGCUCCAAUGUGCUGUUCCAUUCUCUCUUCUGGCCAACUUGUAUGAUGGCUGGGGGCGUGGCAAUCGUGGCCAUGGUGAAACUAACUCAGUACCUCUCCCUGCUCUGUGAGAGGAUCCAACAGAUAAAUAGAUAAAAGGAAAAAAAAAUCAUGGAUUAGAUAUUUUUCUUUAAAGCUCAAAUACUGUUUUCUUUCAUUCUUCACCAAAGAACCUUAAGUUUGUAAUGUGCAGUCUGUUAUGGGUUCCUUAAUAUAUUAUUCUAUGUAGAGCAAUAACGCAAAUGCUGUCCUAUAUGCAAACAUGAUGUCAUUAUUCAGGAGAAUUAAUUGUUCCUUGUUGGUCAGGUGUUUCAUUAUCGUGUUGUGAUGCUGGAACUAGUCUGUCCUUUUCUUUCCAUCAGAAUAGGGCUCAGCUACACGUUGCUAAGAGUCGUGGAGGAAUGGAGGCACUUUCCGUGCGACGAGGUCUGUGUUUUGACUUUCCAGACCUCUUGAAGACAAGGUUUUUCUUCAUUUGUUGUUUACUGAAGCUACAGCCAAAAACGUGGUUUUCUUUUCUUAUUCUACAUUGAGCCCUGUAGCAAGUGAAGGGGUUGUUUUCUGACUAAGGGGUGUUAAACUUUUUUUUUUUUUUAACCACAGCACUGUAAGGAAGAGAGGAAACCUAGCCAGCUACUUUUCUUUCAUUACCUUUCAUUCACAGCUUCAGAUUUUUGUUAAAUAAUUUCAAUUAUAUAAUGUCUUCCAAACAGAGCCCUUUUCCAUCUAUGACCCUGCUACUGUGUAGGAGACAAGGCUGGUGAGUUUGUUUCCAGUGAACUGACUGGCUGCUGGUAGGUAUGCCAUUGCAGUUCAGGAAAGUCUAUGUUACAAAGAUAUUUAUGUGAAAUAAUCUUAAUUAUAUUUCCACUGAACUGUUAGAGGUAAAUAUUAAUAUACUAAAGACUGGCAAAUUGGUUGCAAUGGGUGAGUCUGUUAUGGCCAAUUACCAUGUUGGAAUAUACUCUGUAGGGAUUUAUGUUUCAGUGAACGAAUGUACAGUCUCUCCUUCUGAAAAAUGUUGCCUGUUGUGGUUUUAAAGCUGUGUGUGCAGAAUCUUUGUCUCCACUACAUAUUUUAUUUUUCUAUUCACUAUCCCCUUUUUUGUUGUUCUUUUUUAUAUGCAGAAUAGACCUUUUUCCUAACCCAUGUUUGAAAUGAAUAAUAGGUUUUAAAAGGCCUUUCUUCACAUUGAUGUUUACUCAUUCUAUUUGGUGGGGGUAAGGGGUUGGUUUUAAAUAAAGACAUUCCAUCCUUUAUUUAACAUCGAUAUCUAAGGGAGAAGACAAACAUCUAUCUUUCUCAUCUACAUUUAAGUACCUUUUUGUAACAUAGUAUCGAUGUUUUUUAGGUAAUGGCAAAAUUUUACAAAUCAUUUGUGGAAUGAAUGGUGAAACUAAUCUGAGAAAGCAGAAUAUUGUAAUUCAUAGUUUGACUUUUCAUAAACAAAUAAAUCCCUAGGGUGUGAUCAGGAC